Nannospalax galili (Upper Galilee mountains blind mole rat) is the source of this 1338-nucleotide messenger RNA. RefSeq names its product tachykinin precursor 1 (gene Tac1). Gene Ontology annotation, biological process: tachykinin receptor signaling pathway. Bases 292 to 684 code for a protein of 130 amino acids. The transcript has 7 exons. Lineage: Eukaryota; Metazoa; Chordata; Mammalia; Rodentia; Spalacidae. The record is from RefSeq and is a predicted model, not a curated record.
UGUUAUGGACACCGACGGGUUACCGUCUCGGAAACUCUCAAUCACGCAAGCGAAAGGAGAGGAGGCGGCUAAUUAAAUAUUGAGCAGAAAGUCGCGUGGGGAGAGUGUCACGUGGCUCUUCUGGCUCGUCACGCCUGCGAUAAAUACCGCGAAGCACCGAGAGGGGAAAAGAGCGCACUUAGACCUCCUCCGCCGCCGCCUCCCCCACCGUGGCCAGGGACAGUGUGAAGCCUGAGCGCCGCGAGAGCGCACCUGCUGAGCAUCCCCGCUCGCCGGUCCGCAAAAUCCAACAUGAAAAUCCUCGUGGCCGUGGCGGUCUUCUUUCUCGUCUCCACUCAACUGUUUGCAGAGGAAAUCGGUGCCAACGAUGAUCUAAAUUAUUGGUCCGACUGGUCCGACAGUGACCAGAUCAAGGAGGAGCUGCCUGAGCCCUUUGAGCAUCUUCUACAGAGAAUCGCCCGGAGACCCAAGCCUCAGCAGUUCUUUGGAUUAAUGGGCAAGCGUGAUGCUGAUUCCUCAAUUGAAAAACAAGUGGCCCUGUUAAAGUCUCUUUAUGGACAUGGCCAGAUCUCUCACAAAAGGCAUAAAACAGAUUCCUUUGUUGGACUAAUGGGCAAAAGAGCUUUAAAUUCUGUGGCUUAUGAACGAAACGCAAUGCAGAAUUAUGAAAGAAGACGUAAAUAAUCUCCCUAACACAUUAUCUAUUCAGCUUCAUUUGUGUCAAUGAGUGAUGAAAGGUAAAAUAGAACAUGCACUACGAAGAAUAAUUAUUUAUUUAACAAUUGUUGUUAUGAGUGGAAAACUCAAAAAAGUGUUUAUUUUUUCAUAUUGUGCCAAUAAGUGUUGUAAACAUGUGUUGUAGUUUUAGUGUGACUUCCUAAGAGGUAGAAAUCAGUGGGAACUCCUCAGCAAAGCACAGUGUUCAAUGGAAUUGUAAAAACCUGUCUCCAAAGAAAGAAAUCAUUGCUCUGACAGCUCCAUUGGAAGGGAAGAUACUCCUAUGUGGCUUUGUGCUUCCCCUGGUUGCUUUUGUGCUGAAAAUAUGCUGAGACUUUGGUAUCUGACUGUUUCCUAUCAGCAUGUUUCAUGUUGUGUGACUAUAUAGAGAUGUUUUAAAAAGUUUUAUCGUGAUUCUAUGGUCUUCAUUCAUUGUGUGAUGUGUUGUGAUAGCUACCAUUUUAAAUAAAAGAAUAUAUCUUCAGGAACCUUGUCAUAUUCGUUCAUUAAUAUUUAUCUCAAAUCAACAACUAUUCUUCUACAAGAUGAAGUAUGCUCAAGCUGUUUUAGUUAAAAUAUAUUUCUUUCUCUCUCUCUCUCUCUCUCUCUCUCUCUCUCUCU